Molecule: messenger RNA, 1882 nt
Organism: Emiliania huxleyi CCMP1516
Lineage: Eukaryota; Haptophyta; Isochrysidales; Noelaerhabdaceae
Exons: 8
Coding region: 76-1362 (428 amino acids)
Source: RefSeq, a predicted model, not a curated record
GGCUCGCCGACCAUCAGGGGCCGCUCUCGUUCCUGUCGAGCCGCUCUCAGCUUCCCGGGGGCACGAGCGGCGGCUAUGGGUUGGUUCUCAAAGAAGGCCGCCAAGCCAGCCGAGGCGAACGCGCCAGCUACCGGCCGCGCCUCUUCCUCAUCAAGGAAGAGCAAGUCGGACGCCGCCGCGCCGUCCGAGCCCGCUCCGGCCGAGCCAUCGGCGGAGCCGCCCGCUGGGGCAGAGGCGGAGGCGGUGACGGAGGUGGAGGCCAGGCAGGAGGUCGAGGCGUACGAGCCGACGGCCGAUGCGGCCAAGGCGGAAGGUGAGGCCCCCGCCGAUCCGGCUGCCACGCCAGCGGCGGACGAGGCGGAUGCGGCUGUGGACGCCUCGCGGCGCUCCUCCAAGGAGGUGAUCAGCGCGAGGAGUGAGGUCGCCGACGCGCCCGCGGACGAGGUGGUGGCGGAGGCUGCGGCGGACGGCGAGGCAGAGGCGGCCGGAGCGGCGGAGGAGGAGGGGGGGGAGGCGGCGGCGGCGCCCGGCCGCGACUCGAAUAUGUCGGACGCGUCGCAGGCAUCGACGGCCUCGCAGGCAGCCGACGCCAGGGCGGCGAUCUUUGCUCAGAUACAGGCGGCGGAGGCGGAGGCGGCGGAGGCGCCGAGGCCGGCUCCCGCGGCGACGGGCGGCCCGGCGGCGCUGAAGAAGUGGCAGCAGCAGGAGCUGCCUAAGGGCGACGAGAAGCGAGUCCGGGCGGUCAAGUUGGAGCGGGUCAAGGUGGAGGGCAGCUCGCAGCACGCCGAGGCCAUGCGCAACCUAAAGGACAUCAAGGCGCGCGCCUUCCCUAGAACAGCGCCGGAGCGACGCGCAGACUGUUUCUCCGCCAGCAUUCCCAAGGAGAAGACGAACUUCACCGCGCGAGACAAGGCGGCGCACCCGAGAUCGCUCGAGAUCGCCACGAGAUUGCGCCGAGAUCGCCCUCGAGAUCACUCUACAAGGGCACCUCCGCGACGCGUCCUCGACGCGCGCGACUCCAUCCCGCGCGCGUCAAACGUGCGCAAGGCGAAGGAGGGGCUCUUCGCGGCGGCGGAGAAGGAGCCCGAGAGCAAGCUGUCGCAGGCCGAGGAGGCGAAGCGCAAGCUCGCCAACCUUGGGGUGGUCGACAAGAGGGCUGCGUACGGGGUCAAGUCUAAGAGCGGGUCGCAGCACGCAAAGGCGAUGGCCAACCUGAGGCAAGAGGGCGGGGUCGACACGACCAAGGGAUCGGUCGCGAAGAGCGAGCUCGUCGGCAAGGCGCCCGUCGGCAAGGCCCCGCCGCCAAGGACGAUUGAGGGGUCGCAGGCUUCGAAGGCUCGGGCGGUGUUUGAGGGCAGCUGAGCCGGCGGCACUGGUGCGGCACGGCGAUAGCUUGCCGCCGCGUCGUGACUGGCUACCGGGCAAGGGGCGUGCGGCGGCCGCUCACAGCGCGGCACGGCGGGAGCUCAACCUGUGCGCAGGGCUGCGCGCGGCGACGUCGCGGCCGCGCGUGUGGCCGAGCGACUUUAUGGUUGGCCUGUGCUUGCCGCGGCGUCGGCCGAAAGGGAAGGGGGGGGGGGGGGGGGGCGUUGGAGGAGAGCGGUGAGGUACAACUGGCCGAAACUGUCGAGUAGGAGGCCCGGUGCUAGUAGCGUGCAAUGUGGAGGGCUUUGAGAUCGCAGAGAGAGGAGUCCCGCCUCGGGGUGCGAGGUCGAGAGAACGGUAGAGAGUGAGGGCCUGAGGCAGUCAGCGGCACUGGCAGGGUACGCCUGGGGUACGCGCUGGGGCGCGGGGCCGGGGGCGUCUCGGUGUAUAAGGGGUGUAUGGCGUGCCGCCACUUGUGCCGCCAACGCAGUAAGUUCUCAAACGGGGUUUGAUUCUC